This is a messenger RNA of Ceutorhynchus assimilis (cabbage seed weevil), 1153 nucleotides long. NCBI's taxonomy places the organism in Eukaryota, Metazoa, Arthropoda, Insecta, Coleoptera, Curculionidae. The record is from the annotation of a GenBank genome assembly.
UUUACCAUUUAGUACUCUGGCGGUACUGCACCAUUGCAGUCACGCGAUAGUACCUGUCUACCUUGAGAAUACUCGGGAAUUAUUUGUUCUUCGUUUUUAGUGACAUAACAAAAUAAUAAUUUGUUUUUUUGUUAAAAAUUAAGUCAAGAUGCCGUUGGACAAUGACGUCUUGUACGAGCUGGACUUGAAAGAUCCGCCCCAGCAACUGAUGGACUGGGCUAAAGAGAACAUUCGAGAAAAUUCGGAUACUAAAUGCAUGAUUUUGGAAGAUUUUCGAGAUAUAAUUUUCGCACGAGGCGAAUGUACACCGCAUAGGACAGACGAUGCGUUUUUGCUCAGAUUUUUACGAGGUCGAAAAUUUAAUGUCGAGGCCGCCCAUAGAUUGUUCGUCAACUACUACAACUUCAAAGAAGCCAACCCGGAAUUCUUCCAAGCGGUCAACUUGAAAAAACUCUUACAAAUCGGCUGCGAUGACAUCAUAACGGUACCACCCUACCGGGAACAAACCGGCAGAAGAAUCCUGUUGUACCGAUGGGGCAAAUGGGACCCGGAAAAGUACAGCGUGACCGAACUGUUUCAAGCCACCAUGGCCAUCUUAGAGUUGGCCAUUUUGGAACCGCGCGCCCAAAUUUUGGGCGGGAUCGGGCUUUUUGACAUGUCGGAUUUGACGUUGAAUCAAGUUUAUCAUAUGACACCCAGUGUGGCGCAUAAGAUUGUGCAGAUUUUAGUGACGUCGUUCCCGAUGAAAAUCCACGCCAUCCAUGUAGUUUUCCAGCCCUGGAUAUUUGACAUCGUUUAUCGCGUAUUUCAGCCCUUCAUAACUGGAACGAUGAGGGAUAAAGUUUUCUUCCACGGGGAAGAUAUGGAAAGUUUGCACAAGCACAUCGAUCCGAAACAUUUACCACAAACGUAUGGUGGAAGACAUCCAGAUUACGACUAUGCGCCCUGGAUCGAGGGAUUCAGCAACAGCGAACAAAUCAAGCAAGAACUGACGAAUUUGGGUUACGAAAUCGACGACGCCGAUCUCGAAGAGUACCGAAGCGACAGCGACAAAUCGGAAAAUUUAUCCGAUUAAAACGAUUAUAAAACCAUAUAAAAUAAAUUGAGGAUUAAAAAGAAAACAUAAAAAUUAAAUUUAAACCUUCUCUUAAGU